Molecule: messenger RNA, 4008 nt
Organism: Nothobranchius furzeri (turquoise killifish)
Lineage: Eukaryota; Metazoa; Chordata; Actinopteri; Cyprinodontiformes; Nothobranchiidae
Gene: ttc7a
Product: tetratricopeptide repeat domain 7A
Biological process (GO): phosphatidylinositol phosphate biosynthetic process; protein localization to plasma membrane
Cellular component (GO): plasma membrane
Molecular function (GO): protein binding
Source: RefSeq, a predicted model, not a curated record
UUCUGUGAUGGAUAAAAAGAGACAUAAACAAAAAGAUGAAUUCAGUUACACAUCCCCUGGGACUGUAAUCACACCUGUGCGUCAUGUUUCAGCCGUGUAACAACGUCAGGUAACGUAAACAUAAACAAAUCACAAAGAAGUGCGCGAGCUUAAAUAACAAUCACGUUUCUCUUUUCUAACAGGGAGUAUGCCCAAAAUGAGCGAAACAACGAAAUAACGCUAGCUUAUUGGCUACCAUAAGGAUGUUUUGUGUUUGUUUCACGGCCGUUUAAAUAAACAAAGCUUGAUAAAAACGUCAAUAAUAACCAGACUUGUUCUGCUAGAGUUAGUAAACACACGACGUUGUUCCCACCUUUAUAAAAUUCGCGUCUCCGCUGGGAACGCUUGUUGUUUUCAGUCAGUCGCUGUUAGCACUCUGAGCAUUUACGGACCAACUGGCUUGCCGUAGAACCUCUUGUACACGACAUCUCAAUUGUGAUUGGUCAAAGAAAACAAAGAUAAAAUAAGUAAAGUAAGAUGAAUCACUACUUAACGUGGGAAUUCAUCAAAAGUACAAACACAGCCCGUCUUUAGCUUAACGCCACUACAGUGCUUUACUGUAAGUGCGUCAGUUUAAAGCAUCAGAAGAUGGAUUUUUGUUUCAUAGAUAGUCUAAAAUCACUUUAAACGAAACAUAACGUAGUAAAACAAACUACACGUGUUUCUUAUAUGUUGUUCAUAUUUGAAAUCACUGACAAGAGUGAACAACAUUUAGCUUUCUCAGUGAAAAGUCAUUUAUACACGCUUGUAGAGAGAGUAGUGGUUAUUUAUGGAGUGUUUAUUUUUAUGUUUAUGCAUUUAGCAGACGUUUUUGUCCAAAGCGACUUAAAAGUGAACUAUCUUAAUGAAAUAGACCAGCUUUGACGUGGCCUGACGUCAAAGGUGGGCGUGAAUCCGCGCUGCUCAGCUGUCAGAUUGAAACGACGCAGGGAAAAACAAACACUCCUGUGCGGUGGACGGCUGGGAGGACUGGCAGGCUCCUUUUGUGUCACGCAAAUGUCAACCUUCCAGAGAGAAAGCGAUGCAUCCAAGUCCCUGUUCAAGAUGCUGGAGUCCGCAGUCACACCUAUCGUGUCCGGGGACUACAGCCACCACCACCGGGACAAAGCAGCCAUGGCGACCCGGGUCUCCUUCAGCCAGGUUCGGCUGGAGCAGGAGCUGGAGCGGUACCGAGCCGAGUGUCAGUGGGGCAAGAUCCUGGCCGUGGUGGAGCAGAUGCACGCGGCGAAGAUCCACGAGGACGAUGAUUACGGGACGUUGUUGACAGCCGAGGCCCUGUUGGAGGAAUGCUUGCUGGAAAACACGGAUCUUUUACAGAAGUCCACUCCUUUGGUGGACAAGAGUCAGCCCAGACUCUCCAAGGCCAGAGGCUACCUCAACACCAUCCUGAGCCGAGGCCGUCUCACGCCCAGGUACUUGAACGAAGCUCUGCUCCUCAUGGCCAAAGUCCACUACGUUCAGGGUCGAUAUCGAGACGCCCAGGGAAUGUGUGCCAGGGUGGGACUGGAGGAGCUGACGCAGGAUGAGCAGCCCGUCUACCACCUCCGCUUGCUGGCCGAGGCGUUCGUCAUCAAAGGUCUGUCUCUGGAUCACCAGACCGUGUCCACCGUGUCUCGAGUUCGUCUGAUAGAGCGAGAGGAGGAGAGUUUGUCCUGUUUCCUCAGGUCAUGUGAUGCAGCUCUGUGCUACCUGCAGGAGCUGGAUAAGAUGGUAACAACGCCUCAUGCCAAAACAGCCAAGGCCAGCUUCCUUUUGCCACCUGUUGAUGUUGACCUUGGCUACUUCCUGCAAGCCGCGCUGCAGAGCGCCUACAUCUGUCUUCUGCAGAGGGGUCAUCUUGCACAAGGUGCUCACCAGUUGCGUAGAGUACUCCGGGUGGUGGAGUCCCGAGGGUCUCAGAGCUUCAGGAAGUGUGCAGCCAUGAAGCUGGCACAGGUGUUGCUGAACUCUGUGAGGGAGGACAGCUACUGGCCUCCACUGGGCCCGCCUCCUGCAGCCUGGCUGACCAGAGAGGGCGCCGCCGCCUCGAAAGACGCCGUUUACCCCACAGUCAAACCUCCACAGCGCUACAGCACAGACUGUUGCUUCUGUCCACAGGACGUGGUGGAGGAGGCCGUGCUGCUGCUGCUCAUCACAGAGUCCAUGACCAGCGGUGAAGCGGUGAUCAGCUGCCUGCCAGACCAGAGCACGGCUCGCCAAACCAGCCUGCAGAAUGCCACCUCCGUCUAUGACCUGCUUACCAUCAGCAUGGCCAGAAGGGGGCAGUACGCCAUGCUGUCUGAGUGUCUGGAGCGAGCCAUGAAGUUUUCGUUUAAUGAGUUCCACCUCUGGCACCAACUGGGCCUGUCUCUGAUGGCGGCCAAAAAGUGGGUCAGUGCUGUGUCUGUGUUUAAAGAGUGCUCCAUGAUGAGACCCGAGGACCCUUCGUUGCCUCUGCUAGCUGCUAAGGUCUGCAUUGGUCAUCUGCACUGGUUUGAAGAGGCUGAAGCUUUCUCCCAGAGGGUGGUGUCUAUGGGGGAGGAAGCGGGGGAGUUUUUACCCCGGGCCUACCUGGCUCUGGGCCUCUGCUUCAGCCUACAAGCAUCCAGGGCAACUUUGAAAGCAGAUCGAAAUGAAUUCAACAAAAGAGCCUUAAAAGCUUUGAACAAAGCUCACUCAUUAGACCCCCAUGAUGCUCAGAUCUCCAUGUACCUGGCUCUCCAGCUGGCCCUUGUACGCCAGGUACCAGCGGCCAUGGAGGCCCUGCAGGAGGCGUUAUCUCUUCAGGCCGAUGACUUAAACUCCCUCCACCUGCUGACCCUGCUGCUGAGCGCGCAGAAGCAUCACCGUCACGCCCUGGACAUCCUGGACCUGGCCCUCAGCCAGCAUCCCGACAACUUCAAUCUGCUGUUGACAAAGGUGAAGCUUGAAGAGGCUUUGUUCGGCCCCGCUGCAGCCCUUCAGACCUGCGAGGACAUGCUGCAUCGCUGGCAAAGCUGCUAUGAUUUCAGCCGCCCCAGUGACACAGAUGACAGCAGCAGCCUACCAGCAGCUGAGAAGUUAGAAGUCAGCCCAGUAGUCAGGAAAGCCUCCAUUCAUCUCAACCUGCCCGACUUCCAGGACGCCUCCAUUGGUUCCCUUUCUCCCCCCUCAGUGGCAGCAUCUCGUCUGGAGGCGGCGUUCUCUGAGGUGUCAGAGGUCAGUUCUUCUCGCCGCCAAGGGCCUUCCUACAUCUGGACCACUUUGGAAAGCAUCUGGUUGCAAUCCGGAGAGCUGUUCAUGGCGGACGGUCGGCUGAAGGAGGCACAGUUCUGCAUCGCCGAGGCUGGCUUGCUGUUCCCCAACUCUCAUUGUGUGCUGCUGCAGCGGGGCCGGCUGGCUGAGCUCCGGGGACAAAUGAACGAAGCCAAGAGCUUGUAUGACGAGGCCCUGGCUAUUCAUCCCGCAGGAGAGCGCAUACUGUUGCACAUGGGUCAUCUGCUGGUGAAAACUGGGCGAGUCCACCUUGGUGAGAAGGUCCUGAGAGAUGCGGUUCAGAUGCACAGCACCUCCCAUGAGGCGUGGAGCGGCCUGGGCGAAGCUCUGCAGGCCUUGAACCACAGCGAGGCUUCAGAUUGCUUCUUCACAGCCCUGGAGCUGGAGGCCUCCUGCCCCAUUCGACCCUUCACCAUCAUCCCCAGGGAGCUCUAAACAGCCUGAGAAGAUGAGCUGAAGGUUUGGGGUGCUCACACCAAAGAAAAUGGCCUGUUUGUGGUUCUGUAAAUUAUUGGUGUGUUUGGGAAUUAAUCUGUUUCUUUUCUCACUGAGAAACUGGCUGAAAUCAUGAUGUCAUCAGUGUAUUUAUUUGUUGCAUAAAGAUGAUUAACAUUCUGUAAUAAUUUAUCAUCAGUGUGCUGCUAGAUCAACACUGUAUAACACCUCAAGGUUUUAGACUUUUAUUUUCUCAUAGAUUGUCCAAUAAGAUAGAAAAAUAAAUGAGAUUUAAAGAAA